AUCAAAAUACUUAUUAUAUGGGAAUAAUAGCUUUCUCAAGCACAUGCCAACUAUUCCAAAUAUUUCAAGGUUCUUAGCAAAAGUGCAAAACCCAUCUGUAUCUGUGUGUAAAGAAAUUCUUACCUCACCUCUAUCCAAUUUCCAAUUGCAUGCUUCAUUUGUUAGAACCUGACAUUAUUGAACAGAGAACAUAUAAGAUAGAGAAUUCAAUCAUGCCAUUUGGUUUGGUCUCAGCUUGGAACAAGCGCCGUAGAAGCAAAUCUCAAGAUCAUACAGAUCCCUGUAGUGUCUUCUUUCUAUUCUUGCCAUGGUUUAAGCGGGUUUACAAACCUGCACAGCUUUGGCAACUUGAAGAUCAAACCCCACGUCCUACCAAAAGGCUGCAUGGAUCAACUGUUUUCACACUCAAGGAGAUGGAAGAAGCAACAUGUUCAUUCAGCGAUGAAAAGUUACUUGGAAAAGGAGGGUUUGGCAAAGUUUACCGGGGCACUUUGCGGUCCGGCGAGGUAGUAGCAAUCAAGAAAAUGGAGCUGCCAGCAAUUAAAGCAGCAGAGGGGGAACGUGAAUUCCGUGUCGAGGUUGACAUUUUGAGCAGACUUGAUCACCCAAAUCUCGUGUCUUUGAUAGGCUACUGUGCUGAUGGAAAGCAUAGAUUCCUAGUAUAUGAAUAUAUGCGUAAUGGGAACCUGCAAGACCAUUUGAAUGGAAUUGGGGAAAGAAACAUGGAUUGGCCUCGAAGACUGCAAGUGGCUCUGGGAGCUGCAAAAGGGCUUGCUUAUCUACAUUCCAGUUCUGAUGUUGGAAUUCCUAUUGUUCAUAGAGAUUUAAAAUCGACCAAUAUUCUCUUAGAUGCCAACUUUGAGUCAAAGAUAUCUGAUUUUGGGCUGGCCAAGUUAAUGCCGGAAGGGCAGGAGACACACGUGACUGCCAGAGUACUUGGUACUUUUGGCUAUUUUGAUCCCGAGUAUACAUCGACUGGAAAACUCACUCUACAAAGUGAUGUUUAUGCUUUUGGUGUUGUUCUUCUGGAGCUUUUGACUGGACGCCGAGCUGUAGAUCUAAAUCAGGGUCCCAACGAUCAAAACCUUGUACUACAGGUGAGGCACAUAUUGAAUGACCGCAAGAAGCUUCGUAAGGUGAUAGAUCCAGAUAUGGCUCGAAAUUCUUACACCCUUCAGUCUGUAGUCAUGUUUGCCAAUCUAGCAUCAAGAUGUGUCCGAACAGAUAGUAAUGAGAGACCAUCAAUGGCAGAAUGUAUAAAAGAACUCCUAAUGAUUAUCUAUACAAAUUCAAAAGGCUUGGGAAUGGUUAUGCAUAGUUUGAGAAUGAUCUAGUGAAAUCACAAGUUUAGA
Molecule: messenger RNA, 1352 nt
Organism: Abrus precatorius (Indian licorice)
Lineage: Eukaryota; Viridiplantae; Streptophyta; Magnoliopsida; Fabales; Fabaceae
Product: probable serine/threonine-protein kinase PBL28
Exons: 7
Coding region: 150-1334 (394 amino acids)
Biological process (GO): protein phosphorylation
Molecular function (GO): protein kinase activity; ATP binding
Source: RefSeq, a predicted model, not a curated record